AUGACCACCUGUAGUCGACUGCCAGGGGGAAGAGGACAGGAGCUUUGUUGCAGCUCUCCGGGUGUGCUGCCUCCAAUAAUAUCUGGUGUCCGCGCGCAAGGUUGCUCCGUCUCCAACACCGCCCGUUUGGGCCAACGGGGAGAUUUUUCCGGGUUGCGCCAGCCCCUUCUUGAAAAGGGCAAGAGCGUAAUCUUGGUACAGGGUCUGACGCAGAUUAAUUACGGCGCCAAAGGGUUGAAAAGAGCAAAUCCAGCCGCAAGUGCGGGCCCAGGACCAGCCCUCAGCCAUGGAUCAGACCCGCCCGUGAACCCAAACAGCAAGCCACCGGUCCGCCACCAGCCACCAGGGCGCGAGAGGCCACCAGAGGCGGACCUCCAGGGCUUGGUGCAGCGCAUGCCGCGCUGGGAGAACUCCUGA
This is a messenger RNA of Blastomyces gilchristii SLH14081, 417 nucleotides long. RefSeq lists its product as uncharacterized. The coding region runs from base 1 to 417 and encodes 138 amino acids. The transcript is spliced from 2 exons. NCBI's taxonomy places the organism in Eukaryota, Fungi, Ascomycota, Eurotiomycetes, Onygenales, Ajellomycetaceae. The record is from RefSeq and is a predicted model, not a curated record.